This is a messenger RNA of Oncorhynchus keta (chum salmon), 6149 nucleotides long. RefSeq lists its product as uncharacterized. The record is from RefSeq and is a predicted model, not a curated record. Bases 139 to 2013 code for a protein of 624 amino acids. The transcript is spliced from 13 exons. Lineage: Eukaryota; Metazoa; Chordata; Actinopteri; Salmoniformes; Salmonidae.
UGAACGCGGCAGAUGUACAUAUUGUAACGGCGAGUCAUUUUCUUAUUGCGUCACCAGAAAGCGUCACAUUCUCAAAAACCGUUUGGUUUAUUGUGUUUAUUUAGGGUGGAUGUGCCCCGGCUGCCAUCGACCCUCAAAAUGACCAAAUUACAGUUUUUAAAUGUAUUUUUGACCGAACGUUUGAUGUUAGCCGCCCAAGAGAUAUAUAAGCAAGUGGAAGAGACAAUAUUAGAAUACCAAGAAGAAAUAAUCCAGGGAAAGAGAGAGAAUGAUCAAUUGAGACGCAAGUUUGGGAUUCCAUGGCCAGACCGAGAGCCCUUUGCUCCUGUAGAAUCUGAGGAGGAGGGAGGCAUUGGGCAAAAGCAGGAACCAGAGCCAAGGCAGACUAUGGAGAAACAGGAGGGAAGGACCAGGAAGGAGGAAAAUCAGUUUAGAGGACCAGACUCUCAGUCUAUAUUCACUCCUUCCAAUGGAAAUGAUGACUAUGAUCAGAACCCACCUCAACACACCUCACUCAGUCAGUUCCAAAAUCUCACCGGGGAGAGUAGAGAGGGUGGCUCUCUGUCCAGCUCAUCAACAUCCAAACCAAUCAAAACAGAGACUGAAGGACUGGGUGUUUGUCCAUUUGAUCCGUCAAGUGACCCCAAUACAUUCUCUUCGUCAGUGAACCUUGACCUUUCGGCAGCACAUAGUGAGAACAGUGACUAUGAAAACACGGAUGACUUCUGGUGCUGUGCGGUGUGGAGGGAAGGCCAGGAGGAGGUGGAGGGUGUGGUUCCCAGUACCUGGGUGGUGGGAAGGAAGGUCCUGUGGCCUCCAGCCCAUGGGAGGAAGGCUCUGAAAGAGAGACACAAGCCAGGAGCCAAUUGGACGACAUAUGACCUUGUUAAGGUCAAACUAUUCUCAGAAUCUCUGGAAGAGUGUGAAGGCUACAGUAGGUCCAGUGAUGAGCUCACUGACAACGGAGACAGUGAGCCCAACACACAAAAGAAGAAGAGGAGGAGGAGGAAGAGGAGGACGGGUGAGGGGCACGUUACCGGCACUGAUCAGAUACCUCAAGGAGGACCCAGUGGAGAUGGAAGGAUACACACAGGUGUGUCAGGAUCCUCAAACUCUCCUCCUCUGAAGAGGAGAGCGAUGACGAAAUCUGGAACCCUGGAGGAGAGUUCUGGAGCUCUAGAAGCAGAACCUCAGCUGGAUCCGUCUGAGCUCAGAGGCCUUGACGACACACUCAACAAGGAGAGCUACCUCAUAGAGGGACCACACUCUUCUGACGCAUGGGAUUCUGUUUUUCCAACCUCUCAGUCCAGAGAGGGAACAUUCCUAAGUGGACAGGAUAUGAUGGGAAACCUGCUGAAUUCAACCCAAAGUUUUCCUCUUCCAAAUGACCAGUUCCAGGAGCAGGUCCUGGGUCUGCUGGUGGACAUCAGACAGUCAGUGUGGGAUCUAGGAGGAAGGGUGGGAGUUCUAGAACACUGGGGUGGUUCUAGGGGUUCUGGAACAGAUUUCCAUUUUGACGUGUGCAGAACCUACGAGGACAUGGCCAACCUGGAGAAAGUUCUAGAGCCUCCUGAGGUAGCUGCCCAGAUGAAACAGUUCCUGAGCAGGAUCGGUGGGAACACCUUGAGGGAAAAUGUCACCAGGGUGAUGGAGAGGUGGGUACUGGACACACACACACACACUUUUGGAAUGCUGAAAUACGGACUCUGUUCUCUUCUUAGGCUGAUGACCAAUGAAUUGAUGAGUACCUUCAACAUGAAAGGAAGGAAAGGAACCAAGAAGAGUUUUCUCACACACUCCCUCAGUAAAAUCAUUAUUGACAGCAUCAUGAUCACCCACCCGUACGCCACAGAGUCUGCUGUGAUGCACCUGAUGGCCAACGUACUGAAGUACGCCCCAGACCGACGCGGAGGAGGAGGCAGACCCCCCAGACAGUCACCCCAGGUCCCCCAUACCCAGAGACAGCAACACAUCCAACAACACAUCAACAUCAAACAGGAGCAAGACUAUUAAUGCCUGGACACCUUCCUUCUAGCCUGCGUACCAGUCUGUUUGUGCUAUUAUUGUCAUGCCAAAGAGUGGGAUGAUAGCACAGACUGGUACCCAGGCUACCUUCCUACUCUACCUGGGUCAUAUUCACUAGUAGUCACCAAACCAGUGUUAAUUUCGUCAACAAAAAUAGUGACUAAAAUAUUCAGCAAGCACCUAUUUUUCAGUGGCAAUUGACAAGACUAUAACUAAAUAAAUAGGCCCAGAAAAAGAACUAGAAAUAAACUAAAAUUAUAUUUCAUUCCAGUUGACUAAAACUGAACGAGAAUAUAUGAUCUGACUAAAAUCAGAUAAGUGGACUGGACAAUAGUUUUUGGAGAUAUUGAGAGCUUUUCUGUGAUAAGCACAAUUAAUAUUAGCAGUGGGUAGGACUUGCCACAUCACCUGGUGAGCUGGGGGGGGGGAGCAAGCGAUGAGUGUGGACAGACCAGCUCCACUCUGCCUUCGAUUAUACACAUUGCUCAGGCGACUCUCUUGCUUCCUCGUAGCUAACCAGUCACCACCAGCCUUCUGGGUAGCUACCCGUUGUCUGGUUAAGAAACACAAGCUGCUUUAUGAAAUGAAAAACAAUAGCAGCGUUGAGUUUAAUAGUAAGACAACAGUCUAGCUCCCUUGAGUUUAGAAAAGUAGGCUGUCUUUGGUAUUUGUAGUCUCGCUCAACCCUCCCACUUUCCCCACUGCAUUUCAUAGCCAGGUUCUGUAGCUAAGACUCCCUCUUUUCCUCAGAGAAAAUGGCUUGAGAGAUUACCUUUCAAAAGAUAUGAGUCAUAAUACUUGGACAAGGACUCGCUGGGUCUCGGGAGUCCAGCCACAGGGACUUGAACUUGAGCACAGAGGACUUGGGACUCGAUUGGGAUUUGAGGUUUAAUGACUUGACUACAUCACUGGGUGAAAUGGUCAUUUAACCCCCCCCCCUUCUACUUCCUGACAUCAGUGUGGCAUCUGGGAAAUGGUGAGAACAAUGAUGUGACGGAGGUGCAACCCACACUACUGUGUCAAUACGUGAUAGUACCUCGCCCCCUCCCUUUCUCUCCUCCCACCAUCCCCCCUGCGCUUGUGUGUCUGUUUGUUUUUUAUGUAAUGUAUAAUAUCUAUGUAGGCUGAAUUAGGAAUUUACAUGGCCCGUUAAUACUUAGAUAUGUUUAUCAUAUUUCUGCUGCUGGGAAGACAAUAGGAUGUUAUGCAGAAAAAUGUUUGUAGGACAAGGCUAUGUAUGUUUAUGCACAUGGGAGUCUGAUUUAUGUUUACUAUGUGUUAAUGAGGCAAUACAAAUGUGAUGUGACUAAAGGGCAUUUAGUUGACAAGAAAAACUAUACUAAAUCAUUAUUCAAAUAACAAAAAUGUGAGUGAAACUUAAUUAUAAUUUAGUCAAACUGACUAAGAUUAGUCUAAAUCUAAAAAAUAGUGCCAAAAUUAAUACUGUACCAAACGGACUGAAACGGGUACUGCCUGGUCCCAGAUCAGUUUGUGUUCUUGACAAGCCCAUCGCUAUCAUUGUCAAGCCAAACAUGAAAAUUGCAUAAGAAGAUUGCAAGAGAGCAGACACAAGACUGGCAUUGCAUCCAGGCUAACGCCUACUGUACUGUAGGCUGAUGUACCCUCAGCCACCUUCCGCUUUAAUGUUUCACAUUUAUUAUACAUGCACUGUAUCAUCAUUUAUUUGCCUUUUUGAAUUUAAUAUUGAAUUUAGGAUUAAUUUAAGCGGUUUUUAAGUUAUGAAAAUUAAUUUUUGGAAUGAAUGAUUGGAAGUAGUAUUUUAUAAUGUACAAAGCCUUGACUUCUGGUUCUAAAUAAAAUGCAUGCCUUGAGUUAGCCACCGUGUGGUAUGUGGUUUAAAUAUAUUUGGUGAAAGGGAAAAAUGUGUGCAGGUAGUAUAAUGCAUAAUAAAGUAGACGAUAACAUGAUUGUAUAUCAAAGAGAUUACAAUUGAAAGUUAUGUAGUUUGCUGCAUAUUUAUUCAUGUUUACUGAGAUAAGAUAUACUCGCUUUCUUUGAAGAUAUGAUACAUAUUCUGCUCAUAGAAAUCGAUAAAGAUUAAAGAUCAAGUAUAAGUUCUUCCAUUUCUAUGGUAGACGCGCCGAUAAGUGUCUGGCGCGCUGACGUCAUUUCCGUAGAGUGCAACGUGCAUGUUUGACAACAAGCUCUACGUGGAUUUCGGGAAGAUCUUUUGCCCCUAAAAUCGUCCAACGAUGACUAAAUUACAAUAUCUGAAUGUGUAUCUGACUGAGCGUCUCAUGCAAGCUGCUGGGGAAAUACUAAGAGUUGUAGCAGACACAAUAUCCGAGUACCAGGAAGAAAUAUCCCGGACAAAGAGAGAGAACAAAUACCUGAAACGACAACUGAACACACCGGUUCUAUCGCUGGCCCCUCAGCCCAUACUGUCUUGUGUCUCGGAGCAGCAAAGUCCACCUGAGCAGCAGUACUGUGAGGAGUCGAGCCCCAGUCUGGGCCAGGAGGACCUUGAGACCACACAGAUUAAAGAGGAACAGGGUGAACUCGGGACCAGUCAGGAGGAAGAGCAGCUUCAAGUACCGGAGUCUGAUACCAAAGAAGACUCCAUAUCUACUCUUCCCUGUGUGAAAAAUGAUGAGGACCGACCUCAGCCUUCACAUCUUUCCAGAACCGAAACUGUGGAGAACAGAGUCAGGGAGUCUCUACUGACCAACACAACUGGACAGAUCAAAACAGAACCUGAUGGCUAUGGAGUAUCACUAUCAGAACCAACCAGUGACUCCCCUCAGUCUCAGCCCGUCUCUGAAGUAAGUCCAGACUCUUCUAGAACACAAAGUCAGAACACUGAGAACACAGAAAGUGUUCCUAUUGUUCUGAGAGAUCUAGAAAGGAGACCAGAGGAGGAUACAGACACACACUCAUGUACUCAGUGUGGAGCUGUGUUCUGUGAGCUAUCCCAACUGGAGGCACACAUGCCAUCCCACACAGUACCACACAGUGGUGACACUAGUCACAGGCAAAUCAUGUGCACAGUCUGUUGGAAGUCAUUCACCUCUACCAGUUACCUCAAGGUCCACCAGCGUUCUCACACUAAGGAGAAGCCCUUUCACUGUGGUGUGUGUGGUAAGAGCUUCAGCUACUCAGGGAAGUUUAGGGAACACCAGCGGAUUCACACAGGAGAGAGACCUUACCGCUGCUACGUGUGUGGUAAACGCUUCAACCAGUCAGCCCACCUGAAGGCCCACCUGAGGGUACACACAGGGGAGAAACCCUACUCCUGUCCUGUCUGUGGGAAAGGAUUCAGUCAGUCUGGACAGAUCAAGGGACACCUCAGAACUCACAUCCAAGGGAGGUAGAAUAAUAAUAACUUGGAGUGGAAAGAGCCCAUUAGUGGAUAAACAGUAACCUCGGAAGCCGCCUGAUCUCACAAGCUUACAUGAAUGGUUCGCUACCACAGAAUCAGUCUGGUAAUUACGAGGCUUGAUAGACAGAGCCUUCUGUUCUCAAAGUGCCCAGCAUUUGGGAAGAGAAAGAAAGAAAUACAUUUCUUAUUUUUAGUGCUACUAAUUCUACAGUAACAGUACCUCAAAGUAUUCACACCCCAUGACUAAUUCCACAUUUUGUUACAGCCUGAAUUCAAAAUGGUAAUUACGAGGUUAGAUGGAGCCUUCUGUUCUCAAAAUGCCCAGCGAUUGGGAAGAGAAAGAUAUAAAGACAUUUAUUUUCAGUGCUACAAAUUUCACAUUUAAUUGUAAGACUAGAGGAUUAUAGAAUGUGUGAUUUAAUUUAUUUCACCUUUAUUUAACCAGGUAGGCUAGUUAAGAACAAUUUCUCAUUUACAACUGCGACCUGGCAAAGAUAAAGCAUAGCAGUGUGAACAGACAACACAGAGUUACACAUGGAGUAAACAAUGAUGUGUUUUGGACCCAUAACUGAGGCACCGUAUAUCUGAAUUUAUUUAAGAGAGCUUCUUAAUAACAUGCUAUGAAAAGACUGGGCUCAUCCCCUGUAUUGCUCGGUGACACUAACUAUGUUAGAGAGUAAUAUAAUGUUCAUUUUGGUGUUAUCUCCCUUGAUUUCCUCUUGAUGAUUCCAGUUGGAGCUGAUUGGUCUUCUUGCAAAUAAACUAACUCUGUCAUAUUGAUUAA